Messenger RNA from Drosophila bipectinata, 1665 nucleotides. It is a transcript of the gene Sp212, whose product is annotated as Serine-peptidase 212. Gene Ontology annotation, biological process: proteolysis. NCBI's taxonomy places the organism in Eukaryota, Metazoa, Arthropoda, Insecta, Diptera, Drosophilidae. Gene Ontology annotation, molecular function: serine-type endopeptidase activity. The record is from RefSeq and is a predicted model, not a curated record.
GCGUGCGGAUCUGAAUACUAGUAAUCCGAUAUUUCGGAAGGUAUGGGUACGUUUAAAUUGGUCAUCGUAGUAGUACUAAUCACCGUUACCGGAGGCCAACUCUUGCCGGAGAACACGUGCCCCACCUAUUUCCAAUACGUGAACGAUGCCUUUGGAGGAGUCCAGGGAGAGUUGACCUUACCUGGACUGGCUCAGGGCAGAAAUCGCAUCGAUGUGCGAUUCACUCAGCGCGGCGAUCAAGACGCCUCUGCAGUGGGUGCUCUGAGCCCCUAUCCAGACGAGAGGGCGGCAAGGGCCAGUCCGGCGCGAUUCCGGGUCAGCCUCCGGCCGAACCUUUCCACGGGAAUUCUGCCCAAGUUGUCGCGGCUCUCCUACAAUGAGCAGCUCUUAUGCUCGGCCAGCGAAUAUGGUCCACCCAAUAGUUUUUUCAACCGCUUCUACGAACUGCAUGUAAGUGGACCUCCGGUACCCUUACCCUCCUCCAGCUUUACGCCCUUCCCUCGAGAUCCAUUCGACGUGGAUGUUCAGACAAUUUUCUUUGGCCCUGGCUCCCAAGGCAAUGAGGUAAUCCCUGGCUUCACCCAGAGCUGGCGGUCAUCGGUGAUCAGUAACAGGCCAGAGGUGCUCCCACCAGCAGUGCCCACAUCACCAGCCCUUAGGCCUAGUUCGUGGCCGACGUUUUCGGUUCCAGGACCUCCUCCAACUCAGUCCCCAACUCAAGCGCCGAUUCCAAGCACAGCAGCACCACCGUCCCCACCACCAAAAAUCCCAGCACCAUCGGUGGAAACUGUUCUUCCCCCUGAUUCUGCUCCGAGGAUUAGCCCUACACCGCCAAUUUCAAACGCAAACGAAGUGUGCGGCCAAGAGGGUCGAUGGUCAUCAUUCAUUUACAAGGGACAGGAAUAUAGUCGCGGAAAAUAUCCGUGGCUUACGGCCAUUCAUCACGCCAGGUCGGGCCAGCGAUCCUUUGUGUGCGGCGGAUCUCUUUUAUCCACGAAUAUGGUCAUCACCGCCGCUCACUGCGUUUACAAAAUGGAAACUCAUAAUAUUUUUAUUGAGCUGGGCCGCCAUGAUCUCUACGACAACGACGAGAUUGUGGCGGAGGUGCGGAAUGUAAAGGGAUUGCUGCUUCAUCCAGAAUAUAAUAGUCGCACCCAGCCCGAUGCGGAUGUCGCUUUGGUUACCAUGGAGCGACCCGUCGUGUUCAACGACAUCAUCAGCCCAAUUUGCCUUUGGACAGUGGAGGAAAGCAACACAUUAGCCACCUCAGGAUUCGUUGCUGGCUGGGGCCAGGAUGAGGUGGGCAACGAGAAGACCCAGUACCCUCGGGUCGUCGAGACUGAGUUUGGCAGUGCGACAGAAUGUGCCAGUCGGUGGAGGGUUCCAAGGGUAACGGAUCGCACCCUCUGCGCCGGAAACCGUGAUGGCUCCGGGCCUUGCUUCGGCGACUCUGGUGGCGGACUGAUGGUCCGGCGACACAAUCGAUGGCUUCUUCGGGCCAUCGUGUCGGUGGGUGAACGGGAGCGCAAUCGAUGCCAAUUAAAUCAAUUCGUUCUUUACUGUGAUCUGGCCAAGCAUCUUGCCUGGAUAAACGACAACCUCCUCUGAGAUUCGGAAUAUCUAUUUAAGUUAUAAAAAUAGAAAUAAAAACUCAAGCCAAAGCAA